This is a messenger RNA of Mycena indigotica, 1998 nucleotides long. RefSeq names its product Acetyl-coenzyme A synthetase. The transcript is spliced from 12 exons. NCBI's taxonomy places the organism in Eukaryota, Fungi, Basidiomycota, Agaricomycetes, Agaricales, Mycenaceae. The record is from RefSeq and is a predicted model, not a curated record. Gene Ontology annotation, molecular function: acetyl-CoA synthetase activity; AMP binding. Gene Ontology annotation, cellular component: cytosol. Bases 1 to 1998 code for a protein of 665 amino acids.
AUGUCUACAGAAGAAACUCCGGCCGUGAAAACGUACCCCGUUGCCCCACGUUUGCAGGCGACACCAACUCCCCAUAUUGGUCCCGAUCUUGACGCCUAUCGUGCUGCCCACAAGGGAUCAGUUGGCGAAGGCAGCGAUGAGUGGUGGGGAGAGAAAGCACGCGAGCUUCUCUAUUGGGACCGCCCAUUCAAGACGAUUCGUAGUGGUGGAUUUGCAACAGGAGACAUUGCUUGGUUCCCCGAGGGUGGAUUGAAUGUUUCUUACAACGCCGUUGACCGUUGGGCAUUCGAGGAUCCAGACCGUAUUGCCAUUAUCUAUGAAGCGGACGAGCCAGAUGGUGGUUGCUCUAUCACCUACGGAGAACUGCUUCGCCAAGUUUCCAGCCUCGCAAAUGUUCUUUCCACUACUUUUGGUGUGAGACCAGGGGACACAGUAUCAAUCUAUCUUCCCACCACUUGGCAUGCAGCUGUCGCCCUUUUGGCUUGCGCUCGCAUCGGGGCCAUUCAUUCCGUUGUCUUCGCUGGUUUCUCGGCUGAGGCUUUGAGAGACCGUAUCAAUGACUGUCAAAGUCGCGUUCUCAUCACCUGCGAUGAAGGUCGCCGUGGAGGAAAAGCAAUCGCGACCAAGGCCAUCGCAGAUGCCGCUCUGGAGGCUUGUCAUGGUAUUGUUGAGCACGUUUUGGUGUUGAAGCGAACGGGCGGCAAGAUCAAUUGGACCGAGGGCCGUGAUCGUUGGUGGGACGAAGAAAUGGCCAAAGUACCGAAAUACUGCCCUCCUCGGGUGAUGAGUGCAGAGGACCCACUCUUCAUUCUAUAUACUUCUGGUUCAACCGGAAAGCCCAAGGGUGUCGUCCACACUUCCGGUGGAUAUGCUCUUUGCGCGGCACUUACUGUCAAAUACGUCUUCGACGUUCACAAGGGUGAUCGCUUUGCCUGCAUGGCUGAUGUUGGUUGGAUUACUGGCCACACAUAUAUUGUUUAUGGGCCACUACUAAACGGUGUCACGACUCUGAUGUUUGAGAGCACGCCCGUUUAUCCUACUCCGGCCCGCUACUGGGAAGUCGUUGCGAAGCACAAGCUCACGCAGUUCUACAAUUCUCCAACUGCUAUUCGGUUGCUUCGACGUCUCGGCGCCCACCACGUCGAGCCCCAUGACCUCUCUUCUCUUCGGGUUCUCGGAUCCGUUGGCGAGCCAAUCAAUCCCGAAGCCUGGGAGUGGUAUCACGAACACGCUGGCCGCGGGCAGUGCGCGAUUGUCGACACAUUUUGGCAAACAGAGACGGGCUCCAUUGUCCUCACUCCUUUCCCCGGCGCCGUACCCACCAAACCUGGAAGUGCUACUGUCGCCUUCUUUGGGCAUGAACCCGUUAUUCUCGAUGCGAUGAGCGGCACGCCACUGGAAGGCAACAAUGUGGAAGGUGUUCUCGCAUUAGGAACGCCGUGGCCUUCGAUUGCUCGCACGAUCUGGCGUGACCAUGCUCGUUACCUCGACACGUACAUGAAGCCAUAUCCUGGUCUGUUCUACACAGGCGAUGGUGCUGCUCGUGAUGAGGACGGUUACAUUUGGAUCAAGGGCCGUGUUGAUGAUGUUAUCAAUGUCUCUGGCCACCGAUUAUCGACUGCCGAGAUAGAAAGUGCUCUCAUCAUGCACAAGGGCGUCGCUGAAACCGCUGUCAUUGGUACUGCGGAUGAAUUGACGGGUCAAGCUGUUUAUUCUUUUGUUACGCUCAAACCAGAAUUCAGCUACGAUUCUGGUAACGAGGCCGGUCUCGUUAAGGAACUUGUCCUCCAGGUCCGCAAGGUCAUCGGACCAUUUGCUGCACCAAAGAAGAUCUACAUUGUCCCAGACUUGCCCAAAACGCGUUCGGGAAAGAUUAUGCGUCGUAUCAUGCGCAAAAUUGUCGCAGGCGAGGGCGACCAACUUGGGGAUCUCAGUACCAUCGCUGAACCCAGCACGGUGGACGCGAUCAAGCAGAAGGUUGCAGAAGGCAACGCUUGA